CUUCAUGAUGCCGCAACAGCUCGACAAUGAUACAGCGAGAGAAAAACCUCUGUCGCCAAAUUCGAAUAUAUGAGUGAGGCGGAGCGACGUCGAGCACUCGAGCAGGAGCCAAAACUGGCCCCCACGUCGAUGCCCUGCAGCCAAGGGAUCGUUCCUCUUCAUCGCAUUUGUCCAAUCUCACCCAAUAACCGCUGGCACAGCCGCAACGCAACGCAUUCCAAGGCUUUUUCAGGCUUGAUAUGUCUCGCUCCUGCCUCCAGAUCAAGAGAUAUCGCCAGUAUCGAAGCGUUUCCUGACCUUCUACUGUCGCACCCUCCAGCACACCUACCGAUUCCCACCGAAACCCCUUCCAAAAGCCACUCAAAGGCCGUUCAAUAAGGAUCGAAACCAUGCCCCUGAAGGGUCUGCUCAAGAAGAAGGACAAAAUUGAAGAUGACAGACCAAUACCGCCUUCCCUGCCGCAGGCCAACGAGUUCACAUUCAUGCGCACAGAUACACACACGGAAGAAUACAUCAACCCUCCUGCUUUUGACGACGAGCGAGUUGGGCCUGAGCCAAGGACCACUUCCGCUACGAGAAGAUCAUUCGGCCGCUUUCGAAAGAGCGUGAGCCCCAGCGCAUCGGAUAGUCCGUCCCCAGAGAAGGAAAGAAAAGAACGCAAGAGACUCUCUGAGCGCCUCCACCUCAAUCGAGACCGUUCAGCUAGUACCGGCUCGGUCAAUCUGCCUUCAGACCUUCCCGAUAUUCAAGACGCAUACAAUGAGUCCAUCGACCGACAAGACAGAGAAGCGAAAUGGGAAGAACGUGCCACCAUGUUAGCAAGUAAAAGCCCCAACAUUGCACCCAGACCUCCAACUGCGGAAAUGGAAAACCUCGACCUGGAAGCUGGUGGACAGUCACCAGGUCGGCCACGGAGCAUUAAUGACCCUGAGAGCGAUAUCGACAUACAAAAAGCAAUCCAGCUGCACGAGUCGGGUGAUUUAUCAGAGGCCACAGAAAUGUUCAGGAAACUGGCCGAGUCAGGCAAUGUUUUAUCUCAGGUCCUCUAUGGACUUUCUCUGCGGCAUGGUUGGGGUUGUCAGCCUGAUCCUGCACGGGCGGUUACCUAUCUGUCAGCAGCUGCAACCAACUCGGCCACCAUCGAAUCAGACGCUUUGAAAGCAGGCAUGAAGAAAGGAGGUGCAGCUAAAGGAGAACUGGUGCUUGCCAUCUUCGAAUUAGCGAACUGCUUCAGACAUGGAUGGGGAAUUCCGGUCGACAAAGUUGCAGCAAGGCAAUACUACGAAACAGCCGCAAAUCUUGGAGACACCGAUGCAAUGAAUGAAGCAGCUUGGUGCUACUUGGAAGGAUUUGGGGGCAAAAAGGACAAGUUUAAAGCGGCACAGCUUCUCAGAUUGGCGGAGAACAAUGGCGCAAAGACACUGGGGAAUUCCUGGAUUUGGAAAGAGAAGUACGAUCCACCGAAGUGAGGCCUGUCCUCGUCAAAGCAGUGAGCAGUUCGUCGCCGGAUGUCUUUCCAAGCGAGGCGAGCCGGGAAAUGGCCGCAAGCCCCAGCCGUCCAACUGACUGGGAUCCAUGUUGAUGUACGCUUCUCUCAAGCAGCGUUUCCAGGUCGGGCCUUCUGCCUAGGCAACAAAGUUUGGGCUUCAAACGAGGCGGUGACGGCGACUGUUUCUGGCAGCCUUGAUUUGGGCUUCGCUUUUUCGCUCAUGAGAUCGAAGAGUCUUGGAUGUCAAAUGAUGGUGACGCUCACUCUCUGAGCCAACAAGCGAAUGGGCCUCUUCAUCCGUCGGUCUUCUGAUGGCCACAGUCGCGGUUCUGGUUGGGGCUUUCAUGCAUUUGUCUGCAUAGCGCAGGGGUCCAUGGCUCCUUAUGCCAUGGUGACUAUUGCUUGCUCUCCUUAGAGUUGGGAUUAGCGAUGGCCUUGAUGGAGCCCCUUCACUUUUCCGGCGUCGUUGUGGUCGCUGUUUCUGCUUGGACUUGGUCAUGGUCUGGCUGUGGCUGUGGCUAUCACGCAACGUAGGAUGCCUUCUACCUGGAUAUUGGUCUGCUGCCCGGUCAUUGCUCCCUGACGAUCGCUGAUGCCAACUACUUGCUUCGUACUUGCUACCAUCAAGAGCGGCCAGCCGGCCGUUUAUUUCCUGUUAUGCUCAUGCUCAUGCCCAUGC
Molecule: messenger RNA, 2168 nt
Organism: Exophiala xenobiotica
Lineage: Eukaryota; Fungi; Ascomycota; Eurotiomycetes; Chaetothyriales; Herpotrichiellaceae
Exons: 3
Coding region: 390-1469 (359 amino acids)
Molecular function (GO): protein binding
Source: RefSeq, a predicted model, not a curated record